Molecule: messenger RNA, 1690 nt
Organism: Dendrobium catenatum
Lineage: Eukaryota; Viridiplantae; Streptophyta; Magnoliopsida; Asparagales; Orchidaceae
Exons: 8
Coding region: 38-1324 (428 amino acids)
Source: RefSeq, a predicted model, not a curated record
ACAGUCGCAGUGCAAACUCUGAGCUUUCGGUUUAAUCAUGGAUACGGCGCAGCGACGAUUAAAAUCAAUCUCCUUCCAUAUCCUCCAACCCGAAAACUCCUUCGUUCAUGGAAUCGAUUCGAAUCUGCUUCUAGCUUUCCAAAAGCCACCAAAAUCUUCACCUUUUCCCGUUGUUAUCGGGGGCAUGGUUUUAGAUAUUGUUGCGAAGCCUGAUACACACCCAUAUCCUGCAACUACCACCCCCGGCAAUAUUGAGUAUGUGAGCGGAGGAGUGGCAAGAAAUGUUGUUGAAUGUAUGACAAAGCUUGGAAGCAAGCCUUUCAUGAUAAGUGUUGUGGGAUUUGACAUGGCAGGAGAAUUGCUCUUGAAGUUAUGGGAAUCUGCUGAACUUCCCACUGAAGGACUGCUGAAGCUGAAAGGUAUCUCUACUCCUGUCGUAUCAAACAUAUUUGACUGCAAAGGGGAGUUAUUUGCAGGUGUAGCAAGCGUUCAUGCUGUUGAAAAUUUUCUUAGUCCAGACUGGAUUUGGAAGUUUAAGCAUUACAUAUAUUCAGCACCAAUUUUAAUGGUUGAUGCAAAUCUACACCCUGAGUCACUUGAAGCUGCUUGUCAAAUAGCAGCUAAAUACCGCACUCCAGUGUGGUUUGAACCUGUUUCAGUGACAAAAUCUGCAAGAAUAGCAUCUAUUGUAGAUUAUAUAACAUGUGCAUCUCCUAAUGAAAACGAGCUCAUUGCCAUGGCAAAUGCCUUGUCUUCCCAACAAAGGUUUAGUUUUGUGCAACGGCACACAAAUACAGAAAAAUGGCUUCCAUCGGUGCAAUCAUUGUUCGAUCUCUUGAAACCAGCAAUACUUCUUUUGCUGGAAAGAGGAAUCAAAUUGCUCAUUGUGACCAUUGGUUCUGAUGGUGUAUUUGUAUGCUUCAGAGAUGUUGCUGACUUCCUGAAAGACAUUACUAUGAAGAACAAAGAAGAAGUUGAUCACAAUAGACAACUAUUGAAAGUUAUCAAGAAAAAUUGUCCUCACCACCAUGAAAGUUUCCUGAGAUUUGUACAGAUGAGUUCAGGUUCUUUUGCUUUUCAUCUUCCAGCACCAGCUGCUUCAGUAGUGAGCCUCACUGGAGCUGGUGAUUGCUUAGUUGGUGGAAUACUUUCUUCUCUUUGUUCUGGUUUGGAUAUCAUGCAAAGUGCUGCAGUAGGUGUUGCUACAGCGAAAGAGGCAGUUGAGGCUUUUAAUAAUGUGCCAGUUGAAAUAUCAUUGAACAGAAUUGCUUCUGAAACGCACAAAAUUCUUUCAGCUGCUAAGCAACUAAUGUUUGAUUCUUAGUUGGUGUAGGAUUUCAGAUGCUUUUUGAGAAGUGAGAACCAAAUGUUAGCUGUUUUCUUUAUAAUGGACUUAGCUGUUGUGUCGCUGCUUUCUUUUUUCGGGAGACAUUUAGAAGACUAAACUCACAAACAAAACACAGGCAAGCUUCGAAUCAAAGACCUCUUGAUUGAUGGUCAAAGUUCCCAAUCAAAAGAUAGAAGUGAGUUGCGUUUGCUACUUUCUUUAUAAAUCUGUUUUUGUCAAAUAAAAUCCUAAUUCUUCAUUUAAUCACAAAUGAUGAAUUUGAUCUUAUAUUCCUGUAUUUUAAUGUGGACUGAGCUUAUGUAAUUUGAUUUUUAAUGGUCAUUUUUGUUUGAUUCUAAAUUA